This is a messenger RNA of Balaenoptera ricei (Rice's whale), 5594 nucleotides long. It is a transcript of the gene PRKX, whose product is annotated as protein kinase cAMP-dependent X-linked catalytic subunit. Gene Ontology annotation, biological process: protein phosphorylation. Gene Ontology annotation, molecular function: ATP binding; protein serine/threonine kinase activity. The coding region runs from base 65 to 1141 and encodes 358 amino acids. NCBI's taxonomy places the organism in Eukaryota, Metazoa, Chordata, Mammalia, Artiodactyla, Balaenopteridae. The transcript is spliced from 9 exons. The record is from RefSeq and is a predicted model, not a curated record.
CCGGGAAGCCCGGCCCCCCGCGCCCCCCGGCCCGGCCCGGCGCCCCGGACCUGAGCGCGCCCCCAUGGAGGCGCCCGGGCUGGCCAAGGCGGCCGCGGCGGACGCCGACUCCCGAGAGAGCUCGGGGGAGACCCCCGACGGCGCGCCCGCGCACUUCCCCGGCCCCGGGGCGCCCUCGCCGGAGCCGCCCGCCUACCGCUCGCAGGACUUCGACACGCUGGCCACCGUGGGUACAGGGACGUUCGGCCGCGUGCAGCUGGUCCGCGAGAAGAAGAGCACCCGCUUCUUCGCCCUGAAGGUCAUGCGCAUCCCGGAUGUCAUCCGCCUGAAGCAGGAGCAGCACGUGCACAACGAGAAGUCCGUGCUGAAGGAAGUCAGCCACGCCUUCCUGGUCAAGCUGUUCUGGACGGGGCACGAUGACCGCUUCCUGUACAUGCUGAUGGAGUUCGUGCCGGGUGGUGAGCUCUUCAGCUACCUGCGCAACCAGGGCCGCUUCUCCAGCUCCACUGGGCUCUUUUACUCUGCGGAGAUCGUCUGUGCGAUCGAGUACCUGCACUCCAAGGAGAUCGUCUACAGGGACCUGAAGCCGGAGAACAUCCUGCUGGAUAGAGACGGUCACAUCAAGCUCACUGACUUCGGGUUCGCCAAGAAACUGGUGGACAAGACGUGGACCCUUUGCGGGACCCCCGAGUACCUGGCCCCCGAAGUCAUCCAGAGCAAGGGCCACGGGAGAGCCGUGGAUUGGUGGGCCCUCGGCAUCCUGAUAUUUGAGAUGCUCUCAGGGUUUCCUCCGUUUUUUGAUGACAACGCAUUUGGCAUUUACCAAAAAAUUCUUGCAGGCAAGAUAGAUUUCCCCAGACAUUUGGACUUCAGUGUCAAAGACCUCAUUAAGAAAUUGCUUGUUGUCGACAGAACAAGGAGAUUGGGAAACAUGAAGAAUGGAGCAGAAGACGUGAAACGGCAUCGGUGGUUCCGGACCACAGACUGGGAGGCUGUCCCAGAAAGGAAACUGAAGCCUCCCAUCGUGCCCAAAGUGUGCAGCGAGGGCGACACCUCCAACUUCGAAGCUUACCCCGAGAACGACUGGAGCGUGGCCCCUCCCGUGUCACAGAAAGAUCUGGAAGUCUUCAAGAACUUCUGAGCGUGGGCUCCCCACCUGGAAGCAACAGGGUGAUUUGAGCCUGCCUGGGACAGAUGGCUGUCCCCAGGCAGACCUGAAGAAGCAUCUUCUUAACGGGAUAAGGACUUUUCCACAUCUAUAUACACCCGGAUGUAUACAAAGAGAUUGCAGAGCCAUUGACGUUUGUGGACCUAGAAUUAUUUAAGCAACUGGAAAUCGACUGCACAGUAGGACAUUUUGAAAAAUUGUUUGGUUGUAGAUUUUAUCUUCUUUUUAGGCUUGUGUUCCUACUGGGAUAUCCUGGGGGUUUUUUUCUCGUAGACUUUAUAAGUUUGAGCUGAACUUGUUCAGAUACAACCACAGAUUCUGUGUUUGUGCCUGUGCGUGUGUGUGUGUGUGUGUGUGUAUAAAAAGGACGGUGUGCCUGGAGCAGGGAAAUUGUGCAGUGAAGUAAAUGUUCCUACUUUCCAGAGCCUAUGGUGUUUAUGUUUCAGAUUUUUUUUUCAAGAAUCUAUUCUCUUGGGGACAAAUUUUAAAAGUAUGACAUGUGCAUUUUUUAUCAUCUCAUAUGCAUUUUAUGGUUAUAUGUGAAGAAAAUAUCAUACGACGGUCUAUAUCCAAUGUCUUCAAUGCUUUGUGUCUGGUAGCCUUGGGUCAUGAAUCCAGGAUGACAGGGAAGGAGAUGUGGGUUUGAACUUUAGUGCAAGACUAGCCAUUGACCAUGAAUGUUAUUCAAGGAAUUUUCUCUAUUGCAUUAAAAAAUUUCAUACUCUGUAGGGGGAUGGCUAUCUAUUAAUAUUCCAGGUUAAAUCCGUGGACCAAAACGCAUCUCCCAAAGCAAACUAGUAGCUUUCUGUAUUGGCUCAAUGAACUUAUGCAAAUGUUUUCUUUUCCCUUUGGUUUUAGGAAAAGUAAGAAACGAAAAGGUACGAUGGAAGUGUUUGAACCUCCCUCGUUUCCGCUUAGUUUCACUUCUUCCUGUCAAUGUUCAGUCCAUCUGGUUUCAUAGACCAGGUCGGCUUGUGCAGAAUAACCAUUGCGUGAGAUUCGUUUCUCUUUGGACGUGAGGGUGAGGGUCCCCGAGGCGUGCUCUGCUGUGCCUUCCCCUUAGCACUGAUCGUGAAAGCCAGGUGUUGAGUGGGUCGCCACGAGUGUUGCUGUUUAAACAUGGGUCUUCCCAGAAGCAGUGCCUGGGCAGAGGUCCUUGGUGUCUGUCUCGUCCCUCAUGCAUUUCCUUCUCUACUCUCUGCUUCUGCUUUCUGAUUCUAAACUUUGCCGUGAAAACCUAAAGGCGCCGCCCAUAUUCUGUUGGCUGUGACUCAGCUGGAAACACAGCAUUGCUCAAACUUGUUAUGCAUCCGAUCAUAGGGCCCAACCAUGGCCUUCUCCACGGAGGUCUGUGCAUUUAAGAAGUAGGUUCCAGAGCCUUCAGUGGCUGCAGGGAUGUACCCAGUAGAUCUCCGAGAUCUCCUCUCCUGCAUCCUCCCUUUUCCUGCCAAGAAAGGUCCAGCUCCUUGGGCAGCCGGCAUGGGGCAGAGUAUGCCCCACAGGUGUGUUGGUGUCAAGUGCUGGGUGCCCCCCGAGCUCUCAGCCCCCUCCCAGGCCUCUGCAGCUUACGUGUUCUUGGGUUACCUGGCAGGUUCUUUGCCAUCAACACUUUUUCCUGUGCUGGGCCAGGAAGGCUUUUCUUCCUAUAGCCCUUGCCUACCUCUCUCUUCUGCAGGCACAUCUGGGGGUGUGGAGAGCUGCCAUUUGCAAAAAAUCAUACAUUUUUUUUUACCGUAGCAAAAAUGUCAAAGGAGAUGUAGUCACCUAUCAGAUUUGGCCAGUUUCCCCUCACGAAUCCAAAGACAAGGGCUGUGUCUAUUUGAAGGUGACAUGAAGGCAACUUACACCUAUAAAAGCUUUAAAUUGAAGGCACUAAAUCACCGCCUUCUCAUAAAUGACCUCGUCUUCAAAUAGAAACCAACUCCAUAGGUGAGAGUGAGUCCAAAAUUUAGUAAAAUAAACCCUUGACAAUGAGUAGCUCAAUAAAAAUUUAUUUUCCAAGGGUGCGCUUGGAUAAAUGUUCCCACAGAACUGUAUUUUCAGUCUGUACUUUGCAGGCACCGUGCUCUUUGGAUGAAGCCAUGGGCCAACGGGCUAAAAUUUUACCACGUAAUUCCUGCACUGUUUCAUCGUUGAAUGUCAGAAGGUUAAAUCAGCAAAGCAAACCUGCACGGAGAUGUAGACCCACGAGGAAAAACAUGUCUCGUGUCUUCUGACUAUAAAAAUAAACAAUUAUUAUUUGGAGCCUUAUGCUUAAAAAAAUACAAAAUAAAUGAAACACCUUUCCGGAACACAGUGCAAAAUUGUACAUACACACGCUCCCUAUGCAUAUUUUUUUGGGUUCGCUCUUCAUGUCCAGGAUUUAAUUUAUGAGACGAAAAUAGUACAAGAAUGCAUGAAAACACAUUGCCUUAAUUUUGAACAAAUAUGCAGGGAAAACAAAAGUUCAAAUGCGUUGAUGAUUUGGUUCUUUAAAAACGUUGUCAUUGACCAUCAGCCGUGCAAAACCUUGAAAAUGAAGAGGAAUUCCAGGAGUACCAGAUGGUGUUUGUCUCACCUUCCAGACCCUCAUGCCCAUUUAAUUAUACAAAGCGCUACCUGCUGGUGGCCAGGGCAUAAAUUAAAUGGUCUGACGUAAUGCAAAGAUGGGUGUGAUCAAAAUGAGUCUUAAGCACAUGGCACGCACGCUCCCUAUGUAUGACCGAAAACUAGUUCACUCCCUGGAGGCCUUCUGCCAUGUUCACGUAUCGGAUCAGAAAUAAUCAGGGUGCAGAGUUUUGAGGGAAAUUCAUAUCCAUCAGCACAGCCUUCAGAGCCGGAAAAGCACAGAUUUAUUUUUGUUUUCUGCAAUUUGACAAGUUGGUAAAUGACAAUGCUAUUUAAAAAGUCUUCAGGAAACACAUGUAUUGCAAGAGGUGGAUUGAGGUGGGUCUUGUUUUCCUAAGGGGAUUGUCGCCAGCCUGCUUUGAUAGGCAUCUGUGAAGCUGAGAAGGAGAUAAAAUCACAGCUGAUCAUACGGCAUAAUGUUCAUGGUCACAGAAGUUGGAAUCCCACUCAGCAGAAAUGUAUCGUUUGCCAGCAAUGGAAAAGUCGUGAUUUAUGCUCUCCACAUGUCACAAUAUGCAAAAGAAACUCCAGUAACCAGGUAACAGGUGUCCAUGUCACACCAUCACGUUGCUUUAAAACGCCACCUCCUGUUCCUUCUCCUGGGGCAGCUGCACCAUCAGCUGUUUAUAAAUGUCCUGUGCAGUGUUUGGUUUCCUUCUGUCCGUCUCUACGUCGGGACUAACCUGCUGCCAGCCAUGGCGUCACCAGUAGCGCUGAGCAGUUGAGUGACAUGACACACAUUUGCCCUUUCUACGUACAACCUAAGUUGCCUCUCAAUUUGGAACCACUGUAACUGUGAAAUACAGCUCCAUCAUGUUCACGCGAGACCCCGACCCGCCGCCCUGUAGGCACCGAGGGCCGCCCACCCAGGUGAACUCUGCAGGCUGCACCCAAUCCCAUCAGAGCAUGAAAAUCCUCGCGUUAGCUGCAGGUGCAGGAGAGAUUGGAUUUUUUUUUCCAGCCCUUUGAUUUUGCAUCACGAAAUUUACACCAUCACAGAAGCCCUUGAUGGCUCCCAAUUAAGAUUUGAAGUGAGAUGCCUGCAUUAUUCUUUUUCCAGGGGUCCGUCUCCCUGGCGUGUGUUUUACACCUGUUGGGCACAUCCUACGUACUGUAUGUACCCUCUAUCCCUGUUUCUGACUCAUUAGUUCAACUUCCGUGGAUGUUGUUGAGUUACCAAAAGCAAAGAGAAAAGCACAUGCACAGUUGUCUUAAUAUAUUUGAGUAGUGGUGUGUGUGUGUCUGUCUGUCUGUCUGUCUUGUUGGAGGUGGAAUGGGGGGGGAUGCUUUCACCAAGCAUAAUGUUUUCACAUCAAGCUUGUUUUUGCAGACCCUGUGGGGUUGCAUCCAAGGAGCAGUGCUUCAUAAUCAAAAGGAAAUACUCUGUAACAGUUUCCUCUAAAUUAUUGUGUCUUCAGAUGUUCUGUUGAUCUUCCACGGUGGACUCCUCCGUUAUUUAAGUAAAAGUCAUUACAUGUUUGCUUUUGCAACUGGGAUUUGAAGCCUUUGUGCUCGCAGGCCGUCUUUCCUGGUUCCCUGUGAUGCUUUUCCACCUCUGCAGGACGGUCAGAGCUUCCUUCUUUCUUGUGGGAUGAAGUGCCUGGGCCAGUGUGGCACGUCCCCAAUGAGUCACACUCGGAGCCCCGCCGGGCCAUCGCAGCUUCUCAUGUGGAUUAAAAAACCCUGUCAAUUCCUUGCACAAUGAAAAUCACUGUGAUUUGUAUAUAUACCCUAGGAAAAUUUUACUGCUGUCUAAUUUAUGGAAUAAUACUAUUGAUUCUAGGUUUGUUUAAUAAAACUUUGUAUCUUUUAAGAUGAA